AAUUAACUCAAUAAAUCCUUUUAAAUAAAGGUAAAAUUAAUUUUUAAUAAUGUUAACGAUAUGCCUUUACGUUCUGUGAACUACAUGCUAUCUGUUUGCGUCCACAACAUUCUAAGAUUAAGUUGCAGGUGCAGGCACAGAAGUCAUUACGACGUUUUAAAAUUAAGAAAAAAUUGUUCUACUAGAGAAAUAAAAGCUUCAUUUAUAGAACUAUCUAAAAAGUUUCAUCCUGAUGUCAAUAGUGGUAAAAGAAGCCACAUAGAUUUUCUGCAAAUAUCUGAAGCUUAUAAGAUAUUAAGUCGUCCUGUUACCCGAAGAAAAUAUGAUGCUGAACUGGCAAUUAAGCUUCGAGAAACAACAUGGCCUAGAAGAGAUAUGGACCCUGAGACUUGGUCAGAUUCCACAAUAUGGAAUUCAAAAAAUAAAACAAGCCAAAAACCUAAACCUUAUUAUGGAAUUCCGGGGGUAAAAAGGUUGCCUAAUGCCUGGAUUGUUGCCAUGUGCUUAACUACUGCUGGUAUAGCAUUGGCAGCAGAAGUUUUUCUGAUCAGCACCGCAAGUAGACAUACGCGUCAAAAAAUUACAAUGCAGUCAAUGGCCAAUGAAGAAACAUUGGCUACAGUACAAGCGGAGGCUAGAAGAUUUGGCAAUGAAAUACAGUUGGAAAGACUAAUCGCUCGUGCUAAGCUUAGCUCUACAAUUCUUCCCAUUUUGGAUUUUCCGGGACAAGCAGAAAAACUUGUAAAUUCACCGGGAAUUUUAAAUGUAGAAGCAAAACAUCCAACUCUUGAACCCGUAGAUACACCACCUCCAGAAAAUACGUCUGCAGUUAACGUCAUUGUUCCACAAACGGAAACUGAUUUAAAUAUUCAAAAAUCAUAAAAGCGGUCAUAGUUUUAUUAAUGAGUUGUAAAUAAUUGUACAUACUUAGUUCUAGUUUUAGAUUAUUUGUAUGUGUUUUGA
This is a messenger RNA of Ctenocephalides felis (cat flea), 963 nucleotides long. Its product is annotated as dnaJ-like protein 60. The coding region runs from base 61 to 882 and encodes 273 amino acids. The record is from RefSeq and is a predicted model, not a curated record. The transcript has 5 exons. NCBI's taxonomy places the organism in Eukaryota, Metazoa, Arthropoda, Insecta, Siphonaptera, Pulicidae.